This is a messenger RNA of Suillus subaureus, 2295 nucleotides long. RefSeq lists its product as uncharacterized. The record is from RefSeq and is a predicted model, not a curated record. The transcript has 5 exons. NCBI's taxonomy places the organism in Eukaryota, Fungi, Basidiomycota, Agaricomycetes, Boletales, Suillaceae. The coding region runs from base 1 to 2295 and encodes 764 amino acids.
AUGACCGGCAUUCCAACUCCACAGCGCUCACGGACGAAGACGCCAGAUCUCUCAGAGAUCUUCCGCAGCUCCCAUAGUUCCCGCCAACUUCCCAAAACUACUGGCGCUCAUCCCGACACCCCAUCCGAAGAAAAGCACAAGUCCAGGCGCUCUAUGCUACCCUUCCUCGGAAGGAAGAAGACCGAGCGUUCAUUCGCUUCAUCUUCAGCUCUCCCUAGAAAGUCCACCAACCCUCCUUCAGGAUCUGUCGGCAAAGAGCUCUUGACUGUUGCUUCAACCGCAGAUGGAUCUCCGUCUGACCAACGACUCCCUUCUACCCUUCCUCCAUUGAAUGUGUCACCGCCGUCACUGGGGUCCAAAUUCGCAGCCCACUUCUCUCCUUUGCGAUCUCCUACCAAAACCUUCAAGGCACGGUGCUCUUCAUCGUACAAGUCAGCAAACACCCCUCCCACUCAUUCAUCCGCCACUCUCUCUCUUCCUGUAGCUGAUUGCCGUGGUACUUCCCUGGAAUCCUGCAGCUCCAGUGUAAACAGCCGAUCCGCCACACCAAAGCCGCCUGUUCAACCACCUGCCCAGAGCGUUCCUCACUACGAAAGGCUGGACGAUUUUUCUGAUCUGUUUACACUUCCAGAGGAUUAUUCAAAGCCGACAAAGUCUGCUCAAAAGGCUUCUACCCUGUCACCCGUUGUUGUUAACGCUGUGAACGGUUCCAAAAAGUGCGCUGAACUCAGUCCUGCAACACCUUUAACACCUGUUAGUCCCACUCCUCCAUCAACUCCUCGCCUUCAAUUCCCCAUCCCUCCUUCGAGUUUUGGUCUAAUCUCGAUGACGAGCGAGAAGUCAUCUCCCCAAUAUUCGCACACAUCGUCUAAAAGGGAACCAACCACACCCUCAAGCAAGCAUUCUAACAGCAGCCUUAAGCUGCCAGCUGCGAGCCCGCAACAUCGCUUCUCGGUCUCUCGUGAACGUCGGAGUGACCGCGUAGCUACCGCUGGUAUUACUUCGGAAGAUGAAAGUGACCGUGCUCGUGCAUUCAGUCUUUCGGGAAGCGAUACAGAUGCGUCUCGCGCUACAGACAGCAGCGUGCGUAGCAGGAGAGGUAGGCAUCACAGCGCGUUGCCGAAGGCAUCGGCUAUGAAGCGUCCGGCCCCUUUGCAGCGUGCGCCCUCUUCCUCAGAGAAAUUGCCCAGCGGCCCUCCUCCUUCUGCCCCCCUACCUUCGCCACCGCCCUCAGCUCGAUUGGCACCCAGGCUACCGAUAAGCUCGUUGCCAGUCGGUCCAUCUACCAACAGUGUUCCCUCUAGCUCGACUGUUCACUCCCCGAGUAUAGCGUCACGACCGCGAGCUAACACUUUAUCAGCAGCGACCUCGCUGAGUUCAGCAAAGCUUGCGGCGUGGAUGGCUCCCAGAGCAAACGCACAAGACAAACAUACCCCUGCAGAUACCCAGCAGCCCGCAUCCGAGGACGACCUCAAGAGUGCGCUUGCCUUGCAGAAUAGAAAGUACGCUCAACUUCAGGAAUAUGCCGUCACUAUCACCAAGAAAUUCGAGGACGAGAAGACAUCUAUGACUAAAACCAUUCAGAUGCUAGAGCGAGAGAUUCGAAAAAAGGUUAGAGAGAUAGAGGGUUUGCGCUGGCUCGUCAUACACAAUGGUGGUGCAGCCGAUAUUGAUGCGGCAGCGAACCUGGCACGAGCUUCUUUGAUCACGCUGGAUGAUGGAGAACGAUCCGACGCUUCGCGGGCCAUGGACCCAAUGCGUGGUGAGACUCCGUCCCAGAGCACGCGAAGAGGACUUGGCCUUGAUUAUCUUGAUCAAGCUAGCUCGUCUGGGCCGUCCCUGGAACCACCUUUGCCAGAAUUCGGUAUCGCUGCUUCUGCCUCGUCUUCGCGCUCCUCUCUGUCUCUUCCGAUGCUGACGCCGUCGGCAACCUCGUCUUUGUCAGCCAUCCCAGAACAGCACGGAGAGAUCAGCCGAGCGGAACGUCAAAAGGCGAAGGAAGAACGGCGUGCAUCUCGGGCCCUACGUCGGAUCUCAUCGUCAUCGAUGUCGUCAGCGACAUCUGGAGCAUUUAUGGCAUAUCCUCCUUUGCCGACCGAUCACACGUUCGACUCUCAGCCCAGCAUGGAAAACGUACUGGAGAAGCUGCAGGGCAUGAUAUGGGAAGCCAAGGAUAAUUAUAAGUUUGCAUGGGUCAGGAGCCGCUGUGAACGCCGUUGCCCUUCCGAAAGUUGUCGCACCCGAACCGAGCUGCGGGUUGAUAGCCUCGCAAUGUCAGCGACUACUAGCAUUUGA